Syngnathoides biaculeatus (alligator pipefish) is the source of this 1122-nucleotide messenger RNA. RefSeq lists its product as uncharacterized. The record is from RefSeq and is a predicted model, not a curated record. NCBI's taxonomy places the organism in Eukaryota, Metazoa, Chordata, Actinopteri, Syngnathiformes, Syngnathidae. The coding region runs from base 1 to 1122 and encodes 373 amino acids. The transcript has 2 exons.
AUGGGACGUGACAGAACGAACUGGCCAAUACAGGACCCAGCAGGAAAGACCCGGCGUCGCCCGGACCGACGCAAGGUAGACCGUCUGCCGGAGGACCAAGCCUGCCCAAUCCGGGUAGGCUCCCUGACGUCCUCCACUUCCGUGUCUUACUCUCCGCCAGCGAGCACCCGAACGUCUUCACCCGGUAGAUCAAAGUACACCAAUCGGUACGAGGGAACCCGAUUGGCCAUCUACCCGGGACCUCCGCGGGGCGGCCAGAGGAGACGCCCCGGCCGGGCGCUUCCUGGUGUCUCUCGCUGCGCGGCCACGAAGACACAGUCCUCCCACUCCUCGCCGGUAACGGUGAGACCGGCAGACCCGCAGCUGGUGGCGAGGCUUCCAGCCCAGAGGGAGGAGGUGCCGCCAAAUCACGAGGCGUUCCGCCGCGAACUGCGGGCUGAGAUUGAGCGGCAGAGCGCGGAAUUGGCGGCUCUCACGGCCCAGGUCCGGCAAGGAUUGGCAAUCCAGCCGAGCUACGUUGACGUCGCAAUGGCGACGGACUCGCUGGUGAGGCAGGCCCACGUGUCAGUUUCGACUGACUCUCCGCCUGCUCGGGUUCAUGUUGCCGUGGAAACCGACCCGCCCCCUUGCCAAGUGCACGCCAUAGUGGGAACGGACUCGUCAUCUCAAGUGAACGCUGCAGUCGGAACGGACUCGCCACUUCAAGUGCACGUCGCAGUUUUGGCUGUUCCGAGCAGAGUUCACGCGGCAGUCGGAACUGACCCGCUCCCGAGACACGCCCACGUGUCAGUUUCGACUGACUCUCCGCCUACUCAGGUUCACGUUGCCCUGGAAACGGAUUCGCCACCGAGCCAUGCCCACGUUGCCGUUUCAACGGAUGCAGUGCAAGCUCAGUGGCAGUGUGGACCGACCCGACGCCGCCUCACGUUGCUGUCCAGGAGGUGGCGACGUCUCCACAGCCGCUUCUCGUCCGUGCUCUGGAGUGGCAGUGGCGACUGGUCCGCGGACGCUCCACACUCCUGCUCUGUCGGCGACGGGCACGCCCUCACGUUCCUGUCCAGGAGGUGGCGACAGUUCCCCAGCCGCCUCACGCUCCCGUCCAGGAGGAGGUGGAGUUGGUGA